AUGGUUUCCAAAACAAGCAUUAUUCUGGCGUUAUGCCUUGUUUCGGUCUACUCCGCACCAUUUUUCAAGGAAGACGACGGAAGGAAGAUGCCGAGAAUGCCUGUUCAGGAUGAAUCCAAAAUUACUGACCAGCAAGAUACCAACAAUCAACCAUCCGAAAAUACUGGAACUUCCAACAAUCCAGGAUCUGGAGAUACUGGAACUUCCAACAGUCAAGGAUCUGGAAAUACUGGAAAUUCCGAAGAUCAACAAUCCGGAAGUACUGAAGCUUCCAACAAUCAAGGAUCUGAAAAUAAUGGAACUGCCGGAGGUCAACGAUCCGGAAAUACUGAAAAUUCCGGCAGUCAACAAUCCGGAAAUACUGGAAAUUCCACCAAUCAAGAAUCAUCUUCAACUUCUACUUCAGUUUCUUCAUCUACGGUCACAGCUGAAUAUGUACCACCAACAAUGCCCCAGGUCUUGGAGAAAUCUUGCUUCGACAAACUUACAACAACGAGUGACAAGGUAUCACAAUUGGCAGAACGGCUGAAGCAUGAGUCAGAGCAACUUGAUCCGAACCCAGUAAAGGACCAAGUAAUUAAAUGCAGUUUAAUUGGCUUUCCCUAUGAUCGAGACAUAUUGCCUGAGGUUAGAGAACAGUGCGGGGAUGCUGAAGCGAACAAACUAAGAGAUGAUCUCAACGCUUACUUUGAUAGGCACAGCUGCACUAAUGCUAUUCGUUUUACACGUUAA
This is a messenger RNA of Caenorhabditis briggsae, 732 nucleotides long. NCBI's taxonomy places the organism in Eukaryota, Metazoa, Nematoda, Chromadorea, Rhabditida, Rhabditidae. Bases 1 to 732 code for a protein of 243 amino acids. The record is from RefSeq and is a predicted model, not a curated record. The transcript has 3 exons.